AUGGCAGAAUAGGCAAAUAUUGGAAAUCUAAUAUUCAUGUGUAUCAUCACAGUUUCCUAUUCAGGUGCCAUAGGAUUGUGUAGAACAGUGAUAUUUUCCACGAUCUUGAAGAUAGAUGACUCAGUAAUCAACUCGGUCUCACUUGGGAUAUUCACACUCAUUUUUCUAUUUGGCCCUUUUUCAUUGCCUUUAUAUCAGAGAAUUAUCUACAAAUUCACCUAUAAAGCAGUAUUUUGCAUAACAAGUCUAGUGAAUGUUAUCAGUACAACACUCUACAUCAUUAUUAUUGAGUAGCAACCUAAGCAGAUUUAUUUGAUCAUUGCUAUAUUGCUCUUUGAAGCAAUAGCAGCUCCAUUUCUGGCCAUCUUUUAUUGUGCAUACAAUUAUUAUGUUCGUAGCAUUUCCAACUCAAAAAAUAUUGGCAUCUACUUUGGAAUUGCCUACUCAUUAUUCAGUAUGUAGAAUUUCAUUGGUGAUAUCUAUAUCACCUUCGCCAACUCAAUGUAUGAAUAUAACGAAUAUUUCUACUAUCCAAUGUUAUUCAUAUCCUUGAUCAUAUCCAUGUUAUAUCUUUUUAUCAAAGAACCUAAAUUUGGAAAUAAAUCAAAUUCUUCCCAAAGCAUCGAUUUGCAUCAAAGGAUCAAUCAACACAUUUAUGGCUCGUAAGAAGAAUAGAAUCUCCUAUAGAGAGAGGAUGAUCCAUCAUACUCAAAUUAAUUCAUUUAGAUUUGGACUGUCUACAAAAAGGAUCCACUCUUUAUCUAUAUCAUCCCAACAAUCAUUUCCUUAGGAAUAUUCUCAGCCUUUAAUGUUGUUUACUCACAAGAUAUGAUUGUGCCUCAUUAUAGCAUGUAAUUGAAUCAAGAACUUAUUGCUGGGUUAACACUCCAUGGAAUUGGCCAAUUCCUGGGUGGAAUCACUGUGGGAUUGAUCUCUGAUAUAUAUGGAUACCUGAAUUUACUAAUUAUACUUUAGAUUUUUGCCAUUCUUACUUACAUAAUUUCAGUAAAUUUAUAAUAUUAAAUAAGGAUUGUUGGUGAAACAACCUAGGUGAAUAACACCUUAUUUUACAUUUUUGAUUUCAUGUCUGGAUUACUAAUCUCAUCCUCAUAAGUGCUAACAUUUGCCAUCUCUGGAUCACAAUACCACCACAACAAAAAUGUACUCUAAUUUUGUAAUUGGAUUUAUUGCGUGACAUUUUAUCUAUUUACCAUUUUCAUGAGUUUGACCUCCUCCUCCAAUUUAACCUUAGGUGUCAUUUCAUUUAGUUCUUUCAUAAUAUUAUAUUCCAUCCUAAAUUUUGCUUGCUUGUGGUUCCACAGGAGAUAGUAUCUGAUUGAUUUACAAUGA
Paramecium tetraurelia is the source of this 1350-nucleotide messenger RNA. RefSeq lists its product as uncharacterized. Lineage: Eukaryota; Ciliophora; Oligohymenophorea; Peniculida; Parameciidae. The transcript has 2 exons. The record is from RefSeq and is a predicted model, not a curated record.